Messenger RNA from Pollicipes pollicipes, 1327 nucleotides. Its product is annotated as protein C19orf12 homolog. Lineage: Eukaryota; Metazoa; Arthropoda; Thecostraca; Pollicipedomorpha; Pollicipedidae. The transcript has 2 exons. The record is from RefSeq and is a predicted model, not a curated record. Bases 1 to 429 code for a protein of 142 amino acids.
AUGCCGCUCGACCGGCACGACUGUCUGGCGCUGCUAGUGCAGCUGGCCGAGGAGGAGGACUUGCGCGUCACCGUGAAGGGCUCAGCCUGGGGCGCGCUGGUGGCCGGCUUGGGCGCCUUCGUCGGCGGCGUGGCGCUCGGCCCGCCCGGUCUGCUUCUUGGCGGCACUGCCGGCGGCGGAGCGGCGUACGCCAUGAGCCGCGACCAGUUCCGGCCGGCGGCGCAGGUGAUCCGAGAGAUGCCGCUGGACCGGCAGCGGCGGCUGGUGGCCUCUGCCAGCAGCCUGGUGCAGCGCAUCCGCGCCGAUGACGUCAUCACGGCGCUCGCCAUGCUGGCCACGGGCAGCGUCAUGGGCGGGCUGCGCACGGCCAUCAUCGGCCAGGUGGUGCACUUCCUCACGUCCGAGAUGGCGCUGCAGAUGGUUGAGUGACAUGCCUGUAGCUGGGGCUCGCGUGUGUCGCUGGGAGCGGUGCGCUUCAGACGGGGCUCGCGUGUGUCGCUGGGAGCGGUGCGCUCACCAUGCUGGCCACGGGCAGCGUCAUGGGCGAGCUGCGCUCAGCCAUCAUCCGCCAGAUAGUGCUGUUCUUCAUUGAGAGAUGUCCUUGAAGGUGGGCGAGUGACGUGCCUGUGACCGGGGCUCGCGUGUGGCGCUGGGAGCGGUGCGCGUCAAAGGGGCCUCGUAUGGCGGUGCGCGUCAGACGCAGGAAUCAGGUCGAGUUGGGUCGAGUCACGCGCGGGGGGAGAGGGUACAGAACGGCAGGUACUGGACACAUGGCGUGCAACGCCGGAUUUUUGGCAUGCGAGCGGGUUUCCAUGGUGACCGUAAGUGAUGUACUUUGAGACGCCAGCUUUCAAACGCGACAUGACUGAUCAGUCGUCGGUAAUUGUUUAUCGUUCCCCUUUACAGCCACCCGGUAAUUGUUUAACGUCAUAUUUUGGUGGGAGCUUUUUGAGCUGCGUUGCGUCGUGUCUUGUGUCGUGGUUCACGGGAAGCAUCGCGGACUUUCCUCGGUGGUAUUUGGAGCGCUGAGGGCUCCGGUCAUUACAGCUUUCAGCGCAGGCUGUAGUCUGUAACAUGGCUGGUACGGAUGCCGAGCACGUAUUUUCUUUGAGCUCUUACGAUCAGACUGCACUUAAAUGUGAGCGAACAAACUACGAGAAGCCAUUGUCGAUCAGAAUGGUUGACAUUGCAUCCAAUACACAGCUGUGAUGGAAUUGUUCUAAGUGCUCCCAGUGUUACAAUAUACCGUGGAUUGGCCUGUACGGGCAUGGUGGAUGGUUUGACUGAGGUGUCUGUUGAACAAGAGCCUGAUGUGUGGAAAUGCAGA